AGCCUAACAUCUUCCUUGUUUUCACCGUUGUUCUUCUUCGAUCCUCCUCCAAUAGUAUUUUUGCCACAGUACGAAGGUUCUCCGUCUAUUUAGGCAUAUUGCUAGAGUGGUCAAGUGUUAGUACGCAAGCAAAAACAAGGUUACUCGUUCUUUUCGCGACAGUAUACCCUGUUCAACGAUACAAAGAAUAAUCGUACAUCUUCAGUGUUUUAUUUUCUCGUGUACGGUCAAUACACGAAUUCAACGUGCGCGCCAAGUAGUUUUAGAUAAAUUAUAAAUUAUAUUUGCGUAUUCAGCCACAGUUAUUACAAUUCAUUUUCAACGUAUUACAUAAAAAAAUAGUUUUACUGUGAAACCAGUGUGUAUACGUAACGACGUAUUUACUGUCAAGUUUUUCGAUUCGACUGAUCCUGUGACUUAUUUUAUACAAGUUAUAGACAUAAAUAACAUUUAUUCAAGCAGCUAAUUCAACGUUAAAACACAAAAUUUAGUUGUUAAAUAUUAAUUACGAAAUGUUUUUCCAAUAAGUAGAUAGUAUAAAGUGUUUAUAGUUACUUGUGACUUUAAUUGUUAAUUUGUUAAUUUAAAGUCAACUGUGAGUGAUUUGUGAGUGAUUCGAAAUGUCAAGUAGAGGCGUUACUUCCACAGAAAAUGACUAUUUUCUUUGUUUAAGACUACCAAAUUUUCUUAUAGAUCCUGAAGAUGAAGGAAGUGAAAGCCCAGUUUUUGGAUUAGAAGGUAGUGGAGUAGCUACAGGUGGAACCUCUCUCAGACUAACAUCUCACGAAUUACCUAAUGAGAUUUCAGCUCCUUACGAAGUUCCACAAUUUCCAAUCGAACAAAUUGAAAAGAAGCUCUUAAUCCAAAGACAGUUGACCGUCAAAGCUGCCAAAGAUUUAGAGGAACGUCGUAGCCAUUAUGAACCUUCGCUUGGACCCGGUGUACCAGAUGAAAUUGAUCAUCUUCUUAACUUCGAUGACAAUGAUUUGGUACCACAUUUUCAGAGGGUCUCCAUAUCGGGAGAAGAUACGUCUGGGGUUCCCUUGGAGGACCUCCAACGAGCAUCUCGGAUGUUGGUUCAAGCAUUGGCAAUACGUGAAAAAUACAUGAACAAUUCUAAGCAAAUUUUUCCUUCUAUAACAUCACGAUUUCUACGUAGUGUUGACAAAAGGCCAGUGAAUAGCGAUGAUGAAGUUCAACAUGACGAUCGUAAAGCUAUUGCAGAUCAUCCUGUGCACGCGCCAGCAUCACGAGGAGAUCCCUGGGAAUGCGUGUUUCCUGUGACAAAAAAUUACAAAAUUUCACCCGUUAAUGGUGUUUUUAAUGUAUACGCUAACGAAGAAGACUUAGCUAAUGGAAAGCCUAUUCCUUACUCGUAUCCUGAUUUAGCGAUUUUUGUCAGAGAUAUGAAUAUUCUCUGUACAAUGAUCGCUGACGGCCCGUUAAAAUCGUUUUGCUACAGAAGGUUGAGUUAUCUCUCAUCUAAAUUUCAAUUACACGUACUGUUAAACGAACUUAGAGAACUUGCCAGUCAAAAAGCAGUUCCCCACAGAGACUUCUAUAAUAUCAGAAAGGUUGAUACUCACAUUCAUGCAGCAUCUUGUAUGAAUCAAAAACAUUUACUAAGGUUUAUCAAGAAAACUUUAAAAAACCAUGCCGACGAAGUUGUUACGUGCUCAAAAAGUGGAGAAACGAUGACUCUUCAAGAAGUGUUUCAGUCUAUGAAUUUAACGACUUACGAUCUCAGUGUGGAUAUGUUAGAUGUACACGCAGAUAGAAAUACGUUCCAUAGAUUUGAUAAAUUUAAUGCCAAGUACAAUCCAAUUGGUGAGAGCAGACUUCGUGAAGUAUUUUUGAAAACUGACAAUUAUUUGAAUGGUAAAUUUUUUGCAAGAAUAAUUAAAGAAGUUGCCAGUGACCUGGAGGAAUCAAAGUACCAAAAUGCGGAACUACGUCUCUCAAUUUACGGUAAAAAUCCAGAAGAAUGGGAUAAAUUAGCAAAAUGGGCUAUUGAAAGUAAUGUUUAUUCGGACAACGUGCGUUGGCUCAUUCAGAUACCUCGACUUUAUGAUAUUUUCAAAUUGAACAAGCUGAUGACAAACUUCCAAGAAAUAUUGAAUAAUAUCUUUUUACCUCUGUUUGAAGUGACAAAUGACCCCAAUUCACAUCCAGAAUUACAUAAAUUUCUUCAAUAUGUAAUAGGAUUUGAUUCGGUUGACGAUGAAAGUAAACCUGAAAAUCCCUUAUUUGACAAAGAUGUUUGUCCCCCUGCAGAAUGGGUCGAUAUUGAAAAUCCUCCAUACGGAUAUUAUCAAUACUAUACUUAUGCUAAUAUGACUGUUUUGAACCAUUUCAGAGCAGAACAAGGUUUAAACACGUUUGUUCUUAGACCUCAUUGUGGUGAAGCUGGUCCCAUUCAGCACCUUGUGUGUGGUUAUAUGAUGGCAGAAAACAUUUCUCAUGGUCUUUUACUUCGAAAAGUUCCAGUACUACAAUAUUUAUAUUAUUUAGCACAAAUUGGGAUUGCAAUGUCACCCCUCAGUAAUAAUUCUCUAUUUUUAAAUUAUCAUCGUAAUCCACUUCCAGAAUAUUUAGCAAGAGGAUUGUGUAUAAGUCUCUCUACAGAUGACCCUCUUCAAUUUCACUUUACUAAAGAACCUUUAAUGGAAGAAUAUAGCAUUGCUGCACAGGUGUGGAAACUCAGUUCAUGCGAUAUGUGUGAAUUAGCACGUAAUUCAGUACUAAUGAGCGGUUUUCCACAUAAGAGUAAGCAGUACUGGCUAGGGCCAAAUUAUACUAAGGAAGGGGUAGCUGGUAAUGAUAUUACUCGAACAAAUGUACCAGAUAUUCGAGUAGCUUAUAGAUAUGAAACCCUAGUUGACGAAUUAUCAAAUAUUUUUAAAGUUGUUGAAAAACCCGAAGCUGUUCCAUUUUAAUUGUUAGUGAUAGUACAAAAAAUUCUUAAAAUAUAAUAAUCAUUCUAUUAUUGCUAAUAAUAUUCAUAACAUUUUAUGAAAUUUCGACGAAAACUAUUUGUCAUUCAAAUUCUAUAACCUAAAUAAUUAAAAAAUUUAUUAUGUUAAAAAUCACUGUCAACUUCCAAUGAGUUUUCUAAGAAAGAUUAUUUUUUC
Osmia bicornis bicornis is the source of this 3131-nucleotide messenger RNA. RefSeq names its product AMP deaminase 2 (gene AMPdeam). Gene Ontology annotation, molecular function: AMP deaminase activity. NCBI's taxonomy places the organism in Eukaryota, Metazoa, Arthropoda, Insecta, Hymenoptera, Megachilidae. The record is from RefSeq and is a predicted model, not a curated record. Gene Ontology annotation, biological process: AMP metabolic process; IMP salvage. The transcript is spliced from 12 exons. The coding region runs from base 621 to 2936 and encodes 771 amino acids. Gene Ontology annotation, cellular component: cytosol.